GCGGUGCAAAAUGGUCUUUGCCGGCCAACGUUAUUACGACAUUAAUCAGAUCAUGUUGACGAAAAUCGGCUUGUGGCCGUAUCAGAAGCCGAGCAUUUUGCAAACGGUAUUCAUUCUCAGUGCACUCAUCUUGUUUAUAUUGUCUCAGUUUGCAGUAUUUUUAACGACGGAGUGCGACUUUAUAGAUGUAAUUAACAUAUUUUCGUACACUUUGCCCUGUUUCGUGUAUCUUAUACUUUAUAAUUGCUUUUACUUCAAUAUUAAUGAAGUGAGUACUAUUUGCGGUUUUCUUCACCCGAGAUUCUCGCAUUUUGCGCGAAUUUCGUGUUUUCGUAAGCAAAAGAGGUCCAUAAUACAACGAUUGUCUAAACGGCAGAUAAAACAGCUAUUGGAGCAAAUCAAGAUGGAUUGGAAUAUAGUCGAAUACAGCGAAAUGCAAAUAUUGGAGAAAUACGCCGUUGGAUCUCGUAUAAUUUCGCUGAUUCUGGUCUAUGUUCUAAUAUUCAGUGGGACAAUUCUUAUAACUGUCGAGACGCUGCCAAUUAUUCUUGACAUUAUCGCACCGAUGAACGUAUCACGGCCACGCAAGAUUGUGGUAGAUUUAGAGAUAUUCCUCGACCAGCAGCAAUAUUUUUAUGUCUAUCUGAUAUACGAGAUCGUACCCGUGUUGAUCGGAUUUCUCACGGUAACCGCGGUCGGCUCAUUGCUGCUUGCGUUUCUGACGCACUCUUGCGCCAUCUAUAAAAUCGCUAGCAACUUAAUCGGAAAUAUAGUGACUAAGCAGACGCUUGAAAUUCCCGCCGAUCAAAAAGCACGCGAGAUGUACCGAAGGAUCACUCGUGCCGUGUUUAUGCAGAGAAAAGCUAUACAGUUCACCAAAUUCUUAAUGAAUAGCGUGGAUAAGUGGUUUUUCGUAUUGAUGGUGGUCGGUGUAUUGUCUCUGAGUUGCAAUCUUCUCCGAUUUCUUAUUACAAUCACAAUGUUAAAGGAACUAUCUGAUGCGAUAUUAUGCGGUGGACUGGUGUGUUGUCAUUUUGGAAUGUUGUUUAUAAGUAAUUUCAUAGGGCAAUUUGUUAUGGAUCAUAGCACGGAAAUAUUUACUGCAGUAUGUAACAUCACGUGGUAUUUAGCUCCGUUGCAGAUACAAAAGUUGCUGUUAUUUGUCAUGCAAUAUUCUUUAAAGGCUAAUAGGAUAAUGCUUGGAGGAAUUUUCGUAGCAUCUUUAGAGGGAUUUUCUUCGCUGACAACUACAUCAAUAUCAUACUUCACGGUACUUUACAGCACGUUAUAAUAAAUAAGCAAUGGAGAAGUACCAAUUGCUUUAGAGACUUUUACAUAAAGGAAAAAGAGUUUCUUGCAUAUAUAACUAUAUAUCCGCUUAAGCAUAUUCUACACGAAAACUUAUAUAAACAUUUUAUAAUACACCAGUCGCAAGUAUCUCGUGUUUUGAAUAAGUUCUCUAUCUAAUUAUUGCAAAAGAUGAGAAGAGUAUAAUUAUUGCAUUUCGUAUAAGUACAAUAAUCGUUAACGCGUGUCGCCCAACAGAAAUAGUCGAAAUCAUGCCUGAUGACAUGAGAGCAAUAUAUAUUACCACAUUGUGACGGCUUGUAUUUCACUUUAAUCGCAAUAUGUUAAGUCGUAUGCCAAGUUAAAUCGAAAUGAAACUUAGUGUUCUGCCCAAAUCCUUAUUCCAUAUGUAUAUUUA
Molecule: messenger RNA, 1705 nt
Organism: Harpegnathos saltator (Jerdon's jumping ant)
Lineage: Eukaryota; Metazoa; Arthropoda; Insecta; Hymenoptera; Formicidae
Exons: 9
Coding region: 11-1291 (426 amino acids)
Biological process (GO): detection of chemical stimulus involved in sensory perception of smell; sensory perception of smell
Cellular component (GO): plasma membrane
Molecular function (GO): odorant binding; olfactory receptor activity
Source: RefSeq, a predicted model, not a curated record